UCGAGCCGCGCCACGGUGUCUAGACGGGCACAUGACCAACAAUCGACCAAUGAAUGGCUAGGAAAAUCUAAGCAAGCUGAUGAAUGUUGUGAUGGUUGUGAAUUGAAAAAUCGCGAGCUCUUCUAGGCUAGGCAGCAUAUAGCAAGUUCGGAGGGGUUAUAUUGCCGUUUUACUUAUUUAUUUAAUAAGGAAACAUUACCAUAUUGCAAAAUUGUUGAAUUGUUUUUGUAUUUUUAUCCAUAUCCAAGGAUUUACAGCGAAAGUCGGCUUAAGUGUCAACUUAAAUAGAAAAUUGGUUCGGAUGCUUAAGCCUUCAAACACACAUGCUACCGUGGAAUCUUUGAUUUUUCAAGCGGGGAUGUACACAUACUUAGGGCCUAGCCGUGAGUACGAAGAAAAUUCGUAAGCCAGGAAUCUUUAUAUUUUAGUUUGUUGUGGUGAAUAGUGCCAGUUGUGCCUUAAUAUUGCAAUCCUGAAUACUACACGGGAUUUUGCGUGCAUUUCCUGUGCCGAAUGCGAUAGUCUAAGUGCAUACUCCGAAGCCCAGCCUGCGUCAGCCGUGUUAUCAUCAGCUGGCGUCGAGUAUGCGGAGUUAAUCUAUGGGCGUUUGUGCAGUAAAUGUCGCAUGUUCAGGUCGAAGCGUACUAACUAUGUCCGUCGCCUUUGGCGAAAUCGUGCUACAUCUUCUACGGAUAGUGAGGAGCAAAGACCAUCUAAAUUAGUUGAUACUCAAAGUAGUGAUUUUGAACGGGAUUUGAGAGCAGCUUCACAUGUAUUUUUAAAAAGGUUAAAAGAAAAGCAAUUGGAAUUACUUUUAGAAGCAGUGGAGAGUAAAGGCGGCGCGGCCACGGCCUGUGCUCUUUUACCCCGUGGCGAACUUAAAAUCGGUCAUACAACAUUAUCGCCGGAAAUUUUAUGUUGUUUACUUUUCCGCUGGCCAGAUUUGCAAAAUGGCUCGGAAUUACGAAGACUUACACAUACAUGCAAAUUCAACAAAGACUCGCCGGAAUCGGCAGGGUAUGUGUGCUGUAACCCAUAUCACCUUAGCAGACUUGCCAAAACACCAGAAUCUGCUGCUCCACCACCAUACAGUGAAGUGGCGUGGGACUGGAAGGCAUUACAACACACGUCAAGAUUACUACCACUCAGAACAUGCAGUACAGAAACUGGAAACACCCCCACCUCACGACUUCACCACUGGCCUCAGUCAGAUGUUUCGGCAUUGGAUGGAGAACCACUGAGUCCUUGGUGUAGCAUUGCUUACUGGGAGAAUCGUACACGAGUUGGCCGGAUGUUUUCAGUAUUGCCGGACUUUGUAAAUAUAUUCUACGAGCUACCUCAUGGGGACGGGUUCUGUCUGGGCCAACUGCAAACAGAAUCUCGUUCAGAAAAUGUUAUAAGAACAAGGACUAAGAUUGGGUAUGGAUUAGUACUCAGUAAAGAUAGGGAUGGUGUGUGGAUUUAUAAUCGCAGUAACUACGCACUUUUUAUCAAUUCUCCGACGCUAGACGACCCUCAAUCACGAACGUUGACCGUUGUGAAAUUAUUACCAGGAUUUUCCAUAAAAGCGUUUGAUUACACAUUAGCAGAAAUUUUGGAAGUAACACGGACAGAACCGGACGUUCCGAUUGGUCCAACUGAUUCAAACUCGCUCAGAAUAAGCUUUGUGAAAGGCUGGGGAGGACGCUAUUCACGGCAGCAUAUUACGUCUUGUCCGUGUUGGGUUGAAAUUAUACUCAGCGUACCGAGAUAGCAUUUGUGAAAUCCAUGGCCUUAUUCAUGUGAGAUCCAUGGUUUUUUUUUUCACUGAGAUCUAUGGACUUUGUGCCGAACAACUUCUCAUGAAGUUUAUAUCUCAUACAGUUUAGGUGAUAAGCAACAAUAAAGCAAUUUAUCAAGUCUUAUAGUUUUUAUUAUAGUCAUAUUGUAUUUACUGUAAUUUUAUUUUCAAAUGUUAAUGUUUUUUAAAAAGGCAUACAUACUGUAUAUCAGGGAAAGAACAUGGUGAUUUGAGCUACACAGUGUUGAAAUAUAUGCUAUGUUUUGUAAGAGUUGAUCUAUUAUAUGAAGACUUCUAAAGCCUUAUUCUACAUACAGACUAGAAAGUGUUAGUUAAUUCAUUUGAUAUAAUCUGUAGAUGUCAAGAAAUAUAUUUGUAUAGAAAUUUCUAAGAAAACAAACCUUAGUUGGAAAUAUUCUGAUGUUUAUUUUAUCCAUUUCUUAAUUUAAAUUAUUUAUUGUAUUAUUGAAAUAAACCAUUUAGUUGUGUAAAUGUAAUCUUUAUAAUGAUGAGACAGUUGAUAUAACAACAAAGCUAUAAUUAAUCUACGAAGAUGGGUAUUUUUUUUAAUUGCAUUAAAAUAAUGUUGCUAACUGUAAAAAUACACAAGACUACAUAGUUUGAUAUAUUGUCAAAGAAAUAGUAACAGAGUAUCAGGGUCUUCCCACUCUUAAAUCAAUAAUGAUGCUACUGCAACAAUGCCUUGAAAAAUAUAAUGCUUUAUAUUAACUUAUGUUCACAAAAAUAGUCUGCCUAGUGUAUGUCAGAUAACAUGUAAAAUAUGGUCACAAUUACUAAUUUAGAGCAUGGUGAUGCAAGAAGAAACCUCUUGUUUAUUAUAUUAUUAUUACUAGCAAAGACGAAUGCUGCCUACAAAGCAGAUGGCUUAUUUCCCAUGAUAUAAGCGUCUGUUUUUUGUAGACUUUGCUUCGACAUUUAAAAACAGAAGGGAAAAAAAAAGCCAUUUUAGCAUUGGCUGUCAGUGUUGUGUUGAUAGAGUGAAUGGCAUAGUAGACAAGCUUAUUGUGUUCGUAAGCCAAGUAGGCUUUUGCAGAUGCCUUAAGGGAUUCAUAACACAGUGUAUAGCUCUAUUAUAAUACUCAGCCUUUAGUAGUUUACUGAUAAGUAUGCAAUAUAGUCCUUUCAUACUAAUCAGUGUAAGGUAAAGAUCUUUGAAAAGCAGCAUUCACCUAAACAAACAUACAUAACUGUAGAGGCCAUGGAAGCUAACUCCCUUGAUUAUAACAGCCUUCACCCUAUCACUCAAAGUACACCCAACAUCCUUUAUAUUUAUAUAUAUAUAUAUUUAAUUAUUAUUCUCUUUUUUUCAUCUGUUACAGUGAUUCAUUGAUAAGUCACAUACCCUUAGAUAUUGUAUGUCUGAAGUAUGAUACUUCAUGUGAAAUUUAAGUUGAUAAAUGCCACAAAUGAAUUCCCAUAAAAUAUCGCCUCGAUAUUAUUGCCAGUAACUUGACAGUUUCGCUGUCACUGUAUCUUAUAAUAUUAACCACAAUAAGAUGAAUAAUUUUAAGAACACUACUAAUUUAAUUCAUUAAACCGUAAUUGUGUAUUUAAAUUUACCUAAUAAUUGUACAAAUAUCAUUUAUAACAGACCAUAAACAGUAUAUAGCUUUUAUACAUUAUCCAGAUUUAAAAUGCUUCCAUGUAUAAACACAGUUCAUGAUAUGCACACCCCGACCCCACCUCCCAACAAAUCCUCAUCCAGUCAGUGAGAAGGAUGUGUUUGGCAUUCCAUUUUUUGAAGCAUCAUCACAUAUUAUUUCCAGUGUGUCAGCACUUGAAACCUGGUCUGUUCAAACAUUUUGAAAUCUACUAGGAUAAAUCAAGCUGACUUGUCAGCAGCAGUAGUAUGUUGACAGGGCAGUCAGCUAAACAUCUAAUCACUACUGGUUACUUCUCAAAGCCUAAUACUCCAUUACCAUCAUUCACACACAUUCAGACAAGCAUAAAUUCCAGUCUUCAACAUCUUGUUUCAGAAAUUGUCGCAAAUACAUUUUACUGUUUUGCAUUGUGUAGUGAAAGAAUAGGAUGGUUUUGUUUUCAUCAUGAAAAUGUUGGGAUGGUAUCAUCCAUGUAUUUAUUAUGGUAUUAUUGACCAUCUAUUAAUUUACCGUUGUAUAGACCAUGUAUUUACCACAGUACCAUAUUUACCAUGGUAUUGACCAUGAAUUACCAUUUAUAGACCAUGUAUUGACCAUUGUAUUUACCAUGGUACUGUACUGUAUUGACCAGGAUAUUAACCAUAAUUGUUCAUGUAUUAAUGAACCAUGGUAUUACUAUUUACUAUGUAUUUGCUAUGGUGUUGACCAUGUAUUUAUCAUGGUAUUGACAAUAUAUGGUUUUGACCAUGUAUUUACCAAAGUAUACUGUGGUUUUUACCAUGUAUUUACUAUGGUUUUGACCAUGUAUUGGCCAUAGUAUUUACUAUGGUUUUGACCAUGUAUUUACCAUGGUAUUUACUAUGCUUUUGACCAUGUAUAUACCAUGGUAUUUACCAUGGUGUUGACCAUGUAUUUUGUUUUUACCAUGGUGUUGUAUGACCAUGUACUUACUGUAUUUAAUAUGGUAUAAUAAACAGGCUGGUAUUAUGUUAUUCACAUAUUUUACCUACCUGCAUUUAUUGGUAUGCAAUCAUCAUUAUUAUUAUUUACAAAUGGUUACCCUUAUUUGGCAUUGCCUGUUUUUUUUUUUCUCAUCUGUCAUUGUGAUCAUAACACUAUCAUUAGAUUGCCAUGCUCGAUUGUAUUUUGUUUGUAUGUUUUACUUGCCAAUUUAACAAUUAUGCAAGUGUGCUAGGUUUUUGUGUGUUCAAUUAUACAUCUCAAUUUGUUAUGGUAUCCCAUUGGUUGCAUCCAUUAGUGUGGGUUGCGGCUCAGUCUGGUUGGUUGGUUGCCACUGGCGUGGGUUAGUGGUGUUGGUAAGAGCUCAAUCAUGUUGGUAGCCGUGCAGAGGUGUGGUUGCAGUUGAGUCCCGUUGGUAGCUGUCCAGUGGCUGCAGCUCAGCACUUAUGGUGGCAACUUAACCCAUCUGGUUGCAACUCAGCAUUUUGGGUUGCAACUCAACCUUAGUGGAUUUCAAGAGGCAUUACAUUACUUUACAUUGUACAGUAAUGACUGUCAUACUAAUUUUACACUCACUGUUGUGUUAUUGAUAUAUUAAUGGUGUUAAUUUUGCAUAUUAAAAAAAAAGAUAAUAAAUAGGGUAAGAAUAGAACAACAGGAGGCAAUGUCAUUUUGCUUUCAGCAGUUAGCCAAAUAAAAAAAAUAUUGCUUGAUUUUCACAUCUAGAAAAACGUCUGUUAUAUCAUUAUUUUAUUAAAAAUGAUAUUAUUAUUGCUAUGUGUAUGGCGCUCCUGCUUUGCAUUUAGAAUCAGUUGUACGACAGAAAGUAUCAAAAUAUUUGUACUGAAGGUAACAAAUUUGAACACGGCCAUUUAUACUAUACACUAAACGUAAUAGACAUUGAUUUCUAUAUAUUUCUAUCACUGCCAUUAAUUAAGAUCUCACUCCAUUAACACUGUUAGUUUUCUACCACAGUUUGCCAUUCAAUUUGAGACCUCUUAAUGUUCGAUACCCUUCUUAUUUGAGACCACUAUUGCAAAGUCUCUAAUAGGCGUCUGAACCUUAAGACCACCCUAAAUUUUCAGGUUCCAAAUAUGGUCUUAAAUUGGAAGGCAAAAUUUACUGUAGUUGUCAACAAAUAGCAAAUGUUAAUAGUUGUGUACAUGCAAGUGGUAGUACAUGCAAGGCAAAUUUGCAUAUAUUAACACUGUUGAUUCCUUUUCAUAACUCGACUAUGCAUGUCAAAAAGAGGGAUAUAUUUGGGGGGAAUGGGUAGCAAAUUUCCAUAUUAAUAGGUUAUUAAACUGGGUAAUGUCCCUGGUCCUUUUCUUUUUGAAGACAGCCACUGAAAUUUCUGAAUUAUUUGUACAUGAUGUUGAAAUUUUCUAGUCAAUAUUAAUUCGGUAGCAUUUAUAAUGUCAAACAUGCUGAUGAACAAGAGGUGUGUGGGGGAGGGGGGUUGGUGGUAAUAUCACAAAUUUUGCAUUUUACUUUUGACUAAAUAAAUAAAUAAAUGCCUUGUGAUACAAUAGGGUUUGGUAAAUUGCAAAUAAGGUUUCAAUCAAAAUACGCAAUACUUAUGAAGAGUAUUUUGUGACAGGGUACUUUGAGUAAUAAUAUUAAUAAUGAAUCAACCGUAUAUGAUAUAUAAACUGGGAUAUUGUAUAUUACAUAUUAGUAUUGUCUAAUCUUUAGUAAGUAAAGAUGAUACUUUUUUUUAUGUCCUUUGAAUCUGUAUUUUUUUUAUUUUUAUUAAAUUAUUAUACUGUACUGUAAUGUGAUGAAUUAUUGAUAAUUGCUUUGUUGUUGUUGCUAGUGGUAACGACGCAGCCAUGUCUACGUGUUUGUUUAUACAGUAUAAGAAUGGUGCCGAACAGGUUGUAAAGAACAAAUCGCCUACUGGUCUAAUCCACUUGUAUAGGUUCUACUACAACUUUUUUUUAUUGAAAUCUUACAAACAUAACACGAAAAUUGUUCUAAAAUAAACAAUAAAGACAUUGUAUUUGAACAGA
This is a messenger RNA of Anneissia japonica, 6374 nucleotides long. Its product is annotated as mothers against decapentaplegic homolog 6-like. NCBI's taxonomy places the organism in Eukaryota, Metazoa, Echinodermata, Crinoidea, Comatulida, Comatulidae. Gene Ontology annotation, biological process: transforming growth factor beta receptor signaling pathway; BMP signaling pathway; regulation of transcription by RNA polymerase II. Bases 626 to 1753 code for a protein of 375 amino acids. The record is from RefSeq and is a predicted model, not a curated record. Gene Ontology annotation, cellular component: heteromeric SMAD protein complex. Gene Ontology annotation, molecular function: transcription regulator inhibitor activity; I-SMAD binding. The transcript is spliced from 4 exons.